This is a messenger RNA of Nannizzia gypsea CBS 118893, 753 nucleotides long. RefSeq lists its product as hypothetical. Gene Ontology annotation, molecular function: acyltransferase activity, transferring groups other than amino-acyl groups. The record is from RefSeq and is a predicted model, not a curated record. The transcript is spliced from 2 exons. The coding region runs from base 1 to 753 and encodes 250 amino acids. Lineage: Eukaryota; Fungi; Ascomycota; Eurotiomycetes; Onygenales; Arthrodermataceae.
AUGCAUCUGGAACUACGGCUGGUAGGGGAGGCGGACUUCCCGGAGUUAAUCACAGCGUUAUGGGAAGCCUACGAGGAGCCUCACCAGAAGUUCUUUCGCAUAUAUUGUCCUAUUUUCAAUAACGACCGGGGAAAGAGUCUUGCGGAUAGCAUCAAAUUCUUCCAGGAGGAGUACAGGAACGACUUCCCCGUCGCCCAGUGGGUAAAAGUUGUUGAUAAGGAUGCAAAUAAUAAGAUUGCCGGUGCAGCGCUAUGGAAAAUUCACCACACAAACCCGUACGAGGCUUAUAACGGAGAAAAGGCCGUUGCCGACUGGUAUCCAGAGGGUUCCAUGGAACGAGUGAUUGCAACACACUACCUCCGAGAUACGACUGCACCCCGCGCAAAGAAAGCCAGAAGACCCCAUGUUUUUCUGAAUAUUGCAUUUACGAUACCGUCAUAUCGUAAAUAUGGCGUUGGCUCUUUAUUCCUUAAAUGGGGGCUGGAUAAGGCCGAAGAGUUCAACUAUGAAUGCUGGCUUGAUGCGACUCCUUACGGGCGUCCAGUCUACGAGCGUCGCGGUUUCAUCACCACGGAUGCUUGGGAUGUAGACUGUCCUAUGCCCGAGGCCCUUUCGGAGGAGAAGCAGAAGGAAUUCAAGGAAGCUCGAGAACGGCUGCUGCCCGUAGAGAACGCUUGUAUGUGGCGACCAAAGGGUGGCGUAUACAUAGAGGGGGUCACCGAGAAGCCAUGGGAAACGAAUCAGGAGGAUUGA